AAGUAAACGCUAAUAUACGUUAGAACAGUAACAGGCGUCAGUCUGGUGUUAAGCUAAUAUUGUCGUUUAUUAUACGGAAAAGUUGUUAAAAGUAUAAAAGCUCGCUGUCUACUUAAGAUUUUCAUUAGUAGUCGCAAAUCAUUUGCCAAAAUACCCAAGAUACACUCAGAGACAUUAUUUAUUUUGCUUAAGAAAGCUAUUAAAAUAACGAAAAUGUUCAAAUUCUUGUUGGCUUUGUCUAUUCUCGCCGUAGCUUACGCUACUCCAGGGGUUCCCGUUGGUCAUGCUGUGCACGCUGUUCCUGCUGUACCCGUUGUCGCGGCUCAUGCCCCGGUUCUAGCAGCUCAUGCAGCUCCAGCGGUAGUUCAUCAAGGCCUGCAUUCGGUGCAUUCGCAUGUGGUUCAUCAUCCUGCUCCAGCCGUUAAAGCGGUAGUUGCCCCGGUUGUCGCUAAAUCAGUUGUACCUGUUGUGCCCGUACAUCAUGCUGGACCGGCUCUUGUUGCCGCCCAUCAUUAAAUAGAAUAUUUUUGUUUUAUUUUGUUUUUUUGUUUUUUUACCUUUUUCCUCAAUUUUUACUCUGUUAUGCCCUUUUCCGUUCCAAGAAUAAAAAAGUUAAUAGAUAAAGCGCGCUUUACCUAAAUACCUGACAUUAUGUUGCCUUUCAAU
This is a messenger RNA of Glossina fuscipes, 666 nucleotides long. RefSeq lists its product as uncharacterized. The coding region runs from base 214 to 516 and encodes 100 amino acids. The record is from RefSeq and is a predicted model, not a curated record. The transcript is spliced from 3 exons. NCBI's taxonomy places the organism in Eukaryota, Metazoa, Arthropoda, Insecta, Diptera, Glossinidae.